CCACGGCCAUUCCACCCUCUCCCACAACCUCGACGGCCACUUUCAAGAUGGCACAACUCAUCAUCACACAGACUCGGAGGCACAUCGCCGCAAGACUACAACAACCCAAGCAGCAACCACAGACGAGCCUCCGAGGACUAUCGAGAUCGACCAGGAAUCUUGGGCCGAAGAAACCGACGACCGACAAGAGCUCAUCAACAGAGGAAGCCGAAGACGAGUACCACCACUAUCCAACGACUCACACUACAGCUACCACCGACUCUAGUGCCGGGCUACUCCAAAACCCUUUCCUGCAUGACCCCGCAUACAUCAAACGAUAUCGGGACCCAUCCCGGCAUGACAGCUACGAGAUCCGAGACCACCACCACCCAUACAGCUUCCGCAUCCGGCCCACCGCCACCCAACAGUCGCCUUCGACCUCGAUCUCCUCGCCCGCAAGGAAGGCCCGACUCAGCAUGGAACAGUCCUGGCUCUCCCCCUCGACCUGUCACCAUCAUCCUAGUUCCCAUCCAGACCCGCUGGGGAGCAAUGGCCGUCCCGAUAACCUGGCGAUCUGUUUCCCCGGCUCUAGCUCUCAAUACAUCGGCAUGGGUUCCUUCUUAAUCGAUCAUAAAGAAUUCAAUCUCGUCUGGACUGAAGCACUCGACCACCUCGCCUCGUUCGAAGAAUGGAUGAAAUCCCUCAACCUCGUCGACCAUUUCCUCACCCUCGGCUACUCCCCUCAACAGGCCGCUCUUCUCGGCUCUCCUCCUCCUGCCUCUCCUACUCUUGACCAGCCAAACCUUCGCGAUAUCGUCUUACAUGGCCCUCAAAACGAACUCAGCAGAUGCUCGAAUGCACAGCCUGCUAUCCUAAUCACUAGCAUGGCCUAUCUGAGGACAUUAGAGGUUGAAGGGAAAGUUCCAGUGAGGAAGAUGGCCAAAGUCUAUGCGGGACAUUCGUCAGGCGAAUACACGGCCUGUGUGGCCUCGAACGCGAUCGACUUCAAGAGCGGGAUCCAUCUGACACGAUUGUAUGGAUUGUUGAGCGAACGGUCGAUGCGGUUGGCCGGCCUCUCAGCCUCCACAACCGCCCCCAAACUAAAAACAACAAAAGAAGGAGAGCAGGAAGAAGGAGAGGAAGGAGGUGGGGGGACGAAAUCGCAGAUGUCAGCCUUACUAAUCAACGAGAAAUACCAGGCCUCAUUAGGCCAAAAGACGUAUGAUUACCGGGAAUUGAUCGGGCUUGUCGAGCGGUUCAAUAUGCUCUAUGCGACCGAUGAGCGCAGGAGGAGCGCUUAUCGAGUCCAGAUAGCUAGCUUCAACUCGAGCAACCAGAUCGUUCUCUCGGGCACCCGGCCUGGCGUCUUGGCCGCGUGUGCGUAUCUCAACGAACUCGAGAUUGCGAAUCGGGCCGCCGACUUGCCUUGCUCCUCACCGUUCCAUAGUGAAUUCAUGAGUCCAGCGGCCCAAGGAAUGAAGGUCGCAGUCAACGCGGUCCGGUUCGCCGUCCCGGACCGGCCGAUCCUGGUUACCCGAAACUGUCCCCUCUCAGCCUGUUCGCCAACAAGAUCCUCCUCAGUAGGAUCCACAGAAUCCACGGAGCGACGGAAGCGCAGGAAGACGGACUCGGGCGAGGCGGUGAUGGAGACUGCCUACAUCAGCACCCGCGAGGACCUCGGAAGCCUUCAAACUCAUCUCGCUGAGUCGAUCUGUAGACCCGUCUGGUGGGCCGAAACCGUCAAUGAACUUCUGCUUCCACAUCAUAACCUUCUUCUUCAUCCUUCUUCAAACUCAGAGUCAGAAUCAGAACCGGACUCUUCUCAUUCGAAUCUUCAAUUGCUCUUCGUCGGGCCUGGAAAAGCGCUCUCCAACCUCUGCAAGAAACAGAUCGCUUUCAACGCCCUGCAUCCUCCUCUUCCCUCUCUUCCCACCCACAAUCUCCUAUCGGCUCAAUCUUCUCACCCUCAAGCUCAGCCUUCUCACAAAGUUAUCACCCGUAGCUUGGCUACUGUCGAUGAUUUUAACGCUUUCAGACUCUCUUAACCUCUCGGCUUUCUUUCGCUUUUGUCUCUAUUCUAUGAUUUGGUGUUGUAGCUCAUUCAGAUUCUUCAUUUGUUUGUUGACUUUUUAAUGCCUCGUUUUUGAUUCUUCUCCUCAUCUUGCAUUUCGUUUUUCCUGUCACAUUUCAAAUCAUCUUCGUCUUUCUUUUGCUUUUCUCUUUACUCUUAUCACUCAUGUUUACUUUUUUUUUAUUAUGAUUUUCCUCUACAUAACAUUUUUUUCAUGUUAUCAUGUAAUCUAUGUAUAGAAUAGAAAAGAAAGUUCGUUUUUUUUUUGAAUGUAUUUUAUCU
This is a messenger RNA of Puccinia graminis f. sp. tritici CRL 75-36-700-3, 2332 nucleotides long. RefSeq lists its product as uncharacterized. The record is from RefSeq and is a predicted model, not a curated record. The transcript is spliced from 3 exons. The coding region runs from base 48 to 2024 and encodes 658 amino acids. Lineage: Eukaryota; Fungi; Basidiomycota; Pucciniomycetes; Pucciniales; Pucciniaceae. Gene Ontology annotation, biological process: fatty acid biosynthetic process. Gene Ontology annotation, cellular component: mitochondrion. Gene Ontology annotation, molecular function: [acyl-carrier-protein] S-malonyltransferase activity.